AUGGCUGUCCCCACCGAGAUUGGUGGCCCUCCCGGGCUGCCUCUUGUCGGCAACAUCUUCGACCUACAGGACGAGGUCCCCCUGCGGGCCAUCGAGCGCAUCGCCGACAUACACGGGCCCAUCUUCAAGGUGAAGGCGCCGGGGCGGGAGUCGAUAAUGGUCAGCGGCUUUGACCUCUUCGACGAACUUUGCGAUGAAACACGGUUCUACAAGCUGCUCGGCGGCAAGCUGGCCAGCGCCGCGGACGCGUCUGGCAAGCCGCGGGGCCUGUUCACGCAGAGGAGUGAGAAGGAGGACGACUGGGGCCAGGCUCACCGCAUCCUGAUGCCUGCCUUUGGGCCGCUGGCCGUGGCUGAGAUGUUUGAUGAGAUGCACGACAUUGCCUCACAACUUGUUCUCAAAUGGGCAAGGCAAGGCCCGACGCACAAGAUCCAAGCCUCGGAAGACUUCUCGCGGCUGACGCUAGACACGAUCGCGUUGUGUGCCAUGGACUUCCGUUUCAACUCGUUCUACCAGGAGGACAUGCACCCGUUCGUCAAGGCCAUGAACACCACCCUGGGAGCGGCGAACAGCUCCGGACAACUUGCCGGACUCAUCACCAGGCUGUUCCCCUCGUACAACGAGGAGGUCAAGCAGAGUGUCAAGUUCCUGGAGGAUACCUCGCAAGAGUUGGUCCAACACCGACGUGACCACCCUACGGAGAAGAAGGACCUGCUCAACUCUUUGAUCAAUGGCAAGGACCCCAAGACCGGAAAGACGAUGAGAGACGAGCUCAUUGCCGCAAACAUGCAGACUUUCCUGAUCGCCGGCCAUGAGACGACGUCCGGGCUGCUCUCCUUCGCCUUCCUCCAGCUCCUCAAGAACCCAAACGCCUACUUCGCCGCCCAGGCCGAGGUCGACCGCGUGGCGGGCCACUCCAAGCUCGAGCCCAAGCACGUCAACGAGCUGAAAUACGUCAACGCCGUGCUCCGCGAGACCCUGCGCCUCACGCCGACCGCGCCGGCCUUCAGCCGCGCCAUCCGGCCCGAGAACACGGAGGAGCCCGUGUACAUCGGGGCGAGGGACCCGGACAGCAAGCACAAGUAUGAGAUCCCGCGGGGCAAGUCCAUCGUGUGCCUCAUCGGGAAGAUCAUGCAGGACCCCAAGGUGUUCGGCGAGGACGCCGCGGAAUUCAGGCCGGAGAGAAUGCUGGACGAGAACUUCGAGAAGCUGCCCAAGAACGCGUGGAAGCCGUUCGGGACGGGGAUGAGGGCGUGCAUCGGGCGGGCGUUUGCGUGGCAGGAGGCCGUGCUGGCGGUGGCGCUGAUCCUGCAGAACUUCGACAUGCGUCUGGACGAUCCCAACUACGAGAUGAAGGUCGUGCAGACGCUGACGCUGAAGCCCAAGGACUUUUACAUGCGGGCCAGCCUGAGGGAGGGCAUCACGCCGACGAUCCUGCUCCAGAGGCUGAGCGGUGAUAGGGCCACUGGUGGGCAGCACAAGGACGGUGUCCCCAAGGCGGUUGAGGCUGUGGCGACUGGUGAACAGGAUGUCUCCAUCUUGUAUGGGUCGAACACUGGGACUUGUCAAGCGCUGGCGCAGAAGCUGGCGGGGCAGUGUGCUCAGAGGGGCCUGCUGGCUGAUGUCCGGACGCUGGAUGCGGCCAUGGGUCAGGUUCCCAAGGACAAGCCGACGGUGAUUAUCACAGCCUCUUACGAGGGACUCCCUACCGAUGAUGCCGCGCGCUUCGUGGCAUGGUUGCAGAGCUUGAAGCAGGAAAGCGAAGAUAAGAAACUUGAUGGAGUCAGGUACGCCGUCUUUGGCUGUGGUCACAGCGACUGGGCCUCCACUUUCCAGAAGAUCCCGACGUCGGUGGAUGAUAUUCUUCCCAUCCUGGGAGCGGAAAGGAUCGCAGACCGCGGGUCAUCAGACGUCAGCAAACAAGACACCUUUGGCGACUUUGACACAUGGACAAGUGGUAAAUUGUGGCCAGCCCUUGGCCCGUACUUGUCGUCCUCCGAAGACUCGUCCAGAUUCUCUACCAUCCCGACCAUCGAGAUCGAACUCACCAACGAUGAGCGUGCCGCCCACCUGCAGCAGAACGUUCAAUGGGCCAAUGUCAUCGACGCCAAGGUCCUCACCGCGGAGGGCGAGCCGGAGAAGCGCCACAUCGAGAUCGAGCUUCCCUCGAACAUGACAUAUUCUGCCGGCGAUUACCUUGCCGUGCUGCCCCUGAACCCAAAGGAGUACGUCAGGCGGGUCAUGAACCACUUCAACCUGCCGUGGGACGGCACGAUCACCAUCAAGCCAGGCUCGGCAACCUCGCUCCCCACGGGGAAGCCAAUCGGCAUCUUCGACCUGCUCCAGGGCUACGUCGAGAUCUCCCAGCCGGCGACGAAGCAGGACAUCGAGGCGCUGGUCUCGACGUGCGGCUCGCCCGGUGUGAAGGAGACGCUGGCGGGUUAUCUCAACCCGGGUUCAUUCACCUCGGAGGUCAUCGAGAAGCGCAUCACCAUCCUGGACCUCCUGACAAGGCACAAGGCCGACCUCCCCCUCCCCUUCGCCACCUUCCUCUCCCUGCUGCCGCCCAUGCGCACCAGGCACUACUCCAUCUCGUCCUCCCCGCUGGCGUCGCCCCAAUCCGCGACCCUGACGUACGCCGUCCUCGACGCCCCGGCCUGGUACCAGCCGAACGGGGACUCCUCCUCCUCCGCAAAAACCAACGGCACUGCCGGGGAACACGAGCCCCGCCACCGCUUCCUCGGCGUCGCAGGCAGCUACAUGCGGUCCCUGACCCCGGGCGACCGCGUCCUCGUCUCGGUGCGCAGCACCAACAAGUACUUCCGGCUGCCGCUGGACGCCCGGGCGACCCCCGUGGUGAUGAUGUGCAACGGCAGCGGGAUCGCGCCGUUCCGCGGGUUCGUCCAGGAGCGCGCCACGCUCAUCGCCGAGGGCGGCAAGUCCCUCGCGCCCGCGGUGCUGUUCGCGGGCUGCCGGCGGCCCGGGCGCGACCAGCUGUACCGGGGGGAGCUGGAGGCCUGGGCUGGGCUCGGGGCGGUGGAUGUCAGGUGGGUUUUUAGUCGGGACGAGGAGGACGGGGGUGGGGGGGACGGGUGCAAGUACGUGCAGGACCGGAUGCUGAGGGACCGGGAGGAUAUCGACCGGCUGUGGCUUGAGGGGGCGAGGUUUUACAUCUGCGGGAGCAGGAGCCUGGCCAAGGGGAUCGGGGCCGUGGCGAGGCAGCUGAUUGCUGCCGGGGCCAAGAGGAGUGGGAAGGAUUACACGCCGGAGGAGGUUGAUGCUUUUGUCAAGCGGAUGAGGAACGAGAGGUUCGUCACGGACAUCUUCUGA
This is a messenger RNA of Diaporthe citri, 3330 nucleotides long. RefSeq lists its product as uncharacterized. The transcript has 3 exons. NCBI's taxonomy places the organism in Eukaryota, Fungi, Ascomycota, Sordariomycetes, Diaporthales, Diaporthaceae. Bases 1 to 3330 code for a protein of 1109 amino acids. Gene Ontology annotation, molecular function: NADPH-hemoprotein reductase activity; iron ion binding; flavin adenine dinucleotide binding. The record is from RefSeq and is a predicted model, not a curated record. Gene Ontology annotation, cellular component: cytosol.